Molecule: messenger RNA, 1717 nt
Organism: Amoebophrya sp. A25
Lineage: Eukaryota; Dinophyceae; Syndiniales; Amoebophryaceae
Source: the annotation of a GenBank genome assembly
AUGUCGAUUGUUCGCGCGACGAUAGCGACGUUGACUAAACGGCAUUCGGGACCGAAGCUGCCUCUUCGCAUUUACCAAUUCGCCAACAAUGCCUACCCUAUGGUCACCAAGGGCGUUACUGGCGGCAUGCUCGGAGGAUUAGGUGACUUAGUGGCGCAGUAUCUGGAGGCUGGAAGAUAUUCUUCGACGAGAUCAGAUGCCGUCUCUCGACAGUAUGUGGAGACGGACGGAAGGCAUCUUGCAGAUUGCGAUACCACCAUUGCGAGCUCCCCGGUAUCUCUGAGCACGCUAUUGCUCUCAACUUCAUCGUCCCCUCUGCCCUUCGAACCGUGGGAGGGUUUCAGCUGGCGUAGAUUAGCCGCAUUUGCAACGUUCAACGGGAUAUGGGCAGGUGCUCCCUUGCACUUCUACAUUCAGUUUCUAGAAAAGCGUAGCGGUUUUGGUCUCUUGCGGAAGCUGUUGGUCACCCACGCAGUCUACAAUCCUGUCGUUUACUUUCCGUCGUUUUAUUUGUGCCAUGGGCUGCUGAUGGGACAUGUAAUGUUUACCUAUAGUUAUUGCAUGGUACAGUGUUUGAGUCUACCUAUACUACUCGCCCAUGUCAAAUGGAUGCAUGUCCUUCUACAACUAGAAAGAUGUAGUGGUCCACACAGAGAUGAUGAUAUGCUUUACACACAGUCGAUCAUGUCGUAAUAUUCCGCGCCCCCACUUUAACAGGACCCCCACAACAUCACUCAACAGGACCUUCCUCUGAUCGCUCAACGAGUCCGUUGCGAGAUGCCACACGCAUUCGCGCAAUGCCUACAAUUCUGGGUGCCAGUUAACAUCGUUCAAUUCACAGCCGUUCGACCGUCUGCUCAAGUCGCUUUUUUGUCCGUUUGUAAUGUGGCGUGGAGCGCGAUACUCAGCAGUAGUACGGGAGGGAACUUUUGAUCUCGAAGAGAGUUCCAAGUACUUUUGAAGGAACGUGGUCACGUUGAACAAGCCAUGAAGCCAUAAUCUGAGAGAUCUAGAAUUUUUGUGAAGCUGAAGUCGCUGCUAAUGAAUCCUUAUAAAUUAGUCUAUACCACACUUUGAAUACUUCUAAGAUCUUCUUUAUGAUGUGUAACUGUAAAACAUGGUGUAAAACAAAGUAAAUGUACCAAACAAACUAGCUAUCACACAAGAUGUCGCACUACUCCUUACAUAUUUCGCGACGGGAUGCUCUGUCCGCGAGAGGAGGAAAUGUGCGAACAACUUGUAGUCGAGCCGGGUUUCGAGGUAUUACAAAUAACGGAAGGGUAAAGAUCGAAGCCGAGGCUACACUUAAAGAAGCCUUAGAAUCAAUCAUAUUUGAAUUUUAUGGCAUUUAGAUCAGUCAUAAUUUCGAUCAUGAAGAUGAAUAGUUAAUAGUUUGAGAUAUUAUUGUGUUGUACUUCAUCUGAUUUAGGAAGUACAUCACGACAAUGCCUCUGGACAGAUCCAAAUGUACCUGUUGGAGGCGUUUCCCCCUCCAUCCCACAAAUCAGACUAGUUUAGAAAGAUUAGAAAGAUUUUUCGUGUAGGUCUGUAGGAUUGAGUCUCAAUAAUUGUAGACUUGCCCUGUAACUUUCCAUGAAAGUUUUCUUCACUGCUACAGGCAAAGCAAGCCCAGGAAACAAAUAUGCUGUGGUGUUGUUGGAAAUGCGAAUCAAUUUUGUUCAUCUCGAUAGAAGUGGGUCUACGCCCUAAGAACCAU